Messenger RNA from Aplysia californica (California sea hare), 2194 nucleotides. Its product is annotated as transmembrane protein 163. NCBI's taxonomy places the organism in Eukaryota, Metazoa, Mollusca, Gastropoda, Aplysiida, Aplysiidae. Gene Ontology annotation, cellular component: membrane. The annotation marks the transcript as partial. The record is from RefSeq and is a predicted model, not a curated record. The transcript is spliced from 3 exons.
GAGGUAACUCUGUAUGAAAGUUUUGCCCUGACAUGCGGAGUUGUCUCUGUCCUCAUCGCAGCCGCCAAAAUCUACGUGGGUUAUCGCCUUAAGAGUCAAGCUCUGGCAACUGACAGUAUUAUCACACUCGUUGGUGCGGCAGCGUGUUUUGCCGGUGUGGCCGGCCUGGAGCUGUACGUGAACGACACACACCUCUGGUACAUGGACUCAGUCUUCGGCAUACUCUGUGGCCUCUUCUUGCUCGUCUUUGGGAUCAGAUUGCUGUACAAAACAUGCAGGGAAAGACGAGAAGAACUCGGUUAGCUUCCUCCGUCAAGUAUCUUCAACAACUCUGUGGUCCAGGGUCCAGGGAGGUCCGCCAUUCCUCACGCCGUACUUUGAGUGAGGCAGCAGCUGGCACAAGCAAAGGCUUCGUAGUCGAAGAGUAUUCUCUCUCUCCCUUUCUCCUUUGUUGAGUCUCAGUCUUCUAAGUCUCAGUCUUCUAAGUCUCAGUCUCAGUUUGAGUUGUUUCUCCUUUGUUGAGUCUCAGUCUUCUAAGUCUCAGUCUCAGUUUGAGUUGUUUCUCCUUUGUUGAGUCUCAGUCUUCUAAGUCUCAGUCUUCUAAGUCUCAGUCUCAGUUUGAGUUGUUUCUCCUUUGUUGAGUCUCAGUCUUCUUCUCAGUUUGAGUUGUUUCUCCUUUGUUGAGUCUCAGUCUUCUAAGUCUCAGUCUUCUAAGUCUCAGUCUCAGUUUGAGUUGUUUCUCCUUUGUUGAGUCUCAGUCUUCUAAGUCUCAGUCUCAGUUUGAGUUGUUUCUCCUUUGUUGAGUCUCAGUCUUCUAAGUCUCAGUCUCAGUUUGAGUUGUUUCUCCUUUGUUGAGUCUCAGUCUUCUAAGUCUCAGUCUUCUAAGUCUCAGUCUUCUAAGUCUCAGUCUCAGUUUGAGUUGUUUCUCCUUUGUUGAGUCUCAGUCUUCUAAGUCUCAGUCUUCUAAGUCUCAGUCUCAGUUUGAGUUGUUUCUCCUUUGUUGAGUCUCAGUCUUCUAAGUCUCAGUCUCAGUUUGAGUUGUUUCUCCUGUGUUGAGUCUCAGUCUUCUAAGUCUCAGUCUCAGUUUGAGUUGUUUCUCCUUUGUUGAGUCUCAGUCUUCUAAGUCUCAGUCUUCUAAGUCUCAGUCUCAGUUUGAGUUGUUUCUCCUUUGUUGAGUCUCAGUCUUCUAAGUCUCAGUCUCAGUUUGAGUUGUUUCUCCUUUGUUGAGUCUCAGUCUUCUAAGUCUCAGUCUCAGUUUGAGUUGUUUCUCCUUUGGAAUGGAGUUGGUAGUCUUCCAUUAUGAAGCGUUUGCUGACAGCUGCUUGUUAUCCUUUGGACCAUGCCAGUAAUGUUACCCGUAUUAUUAUUAUGAUAUAUAUAUAUCAUGAACGUGUAGUCAGUCAGUACCUCGAUUUGGUACUAUUGAACUAUCUUCGGCUAGCUGUUCAGCUGAACCAAGCCCCAGAGAGAAAUUUUUCUUCCGGAAAGGAAAAAUAAAACAAAAACAAACAAAAUAAUUUUUUUAAAAACGUUACAUGUUUCUGUUAAAGAUUGUACCAUUUAUCUCAUUUUUCGUGCUUAUUUAAUUUAAUCGACAUUUUGAAUUCGAAUUUCGUCUAAAUAUUUCUCGAGCAUUUGCAACAUAUAACGCAGAUUAUUAAGAAACUGUAGUCUGGAAAAAAAUUUAAAAAUUGGGGGGUUUCGAACAUCUGAAUAGCUGGCCGAUAUGAAUAAUUUAUUAUUGUUAUGCUAUAGAUCACGCGUGCCUCUUAAACAUUGCUGUGUUUUGUGAUAUUUUUCUUUACGCCUACAAUAUAAAAAAAGGCUGUUGCAUUUACAAUGUAAUAUAUACACAUACAUGUGUGCUAUUAAUAGAGGGGAGUCAAGGAUCUCAUUUUGAUUUGUGUAAGUCUUCAUUCAUCGGUCUGUUAGGAAGAUUGCAUAUUAUGUACCGUGAUUACUGAUGAUAUUGUCCAUUUUGUUGUUGUUAUUGUUGUUGUUUUUUUGUUUUUUUAUUAUCGUUGUUGUUGUUGUUGUUGUUGCUAUUGUUGUUGUUGUUGUUGUUAUUGUCGAAAAUGACCCAUGGAUCAAUAAUUUGAUUGGGGCUUGAACCCUAGUUACCAGGGUCGUUUGUAUAUCCGACAUAACAAGCACCCAAACAAACAAACAAAUAAGCAAACAGCAAACAGACAGA